AAUGACGAAAUCUCAACAGAUGUGACGUUAUUGGCGUUUUGUUGACAUUUGUUUCUGAAAGACAAAAACAGUGGGCACGCAUAUGGGAUGGUUUAUAUUCUAGGAAAUUAACGAGCGGGUCCCGAAACAGACUAAAGAACACCGUGUCGUCUUUAAGACUCGCACGCGUGUGUUUAAAGAAGACUGGUGAAUAUAUGACUUAAAGCGAACUCGAAAGGCGAUCAAGAUCAGCAGAUGGACGGACCAAGUCGGGAACAAAACAAACCGUGUCACCCUGACUACACUAGUGGCUGAAUCAUUCAAGGCUAGCCGGCUACCAGACGUUCGGUUUUCAUCGUAAUCUUUUAUAAACUGUUGCCGACAUUAUUAGAACAUUUGGCGGAAGCCUCGUUUACAGAAUUUUUAACUCCGCUAUAGUAUUUAACUUGCCAUCAUGCUAGUGUAGCUUUACACAAGCGCUGUUCGUAAGACUUACAAGUUAGCAAGCUAAUGUUAGCUUUAGCUACCCCCGUAUGAGCCUCUAACUGCUAUGUAGAUACAGAAUGUAGCUGAGGUUUUAAGUCCGCAAUCGUCUUAUAUAGUGUUUACCGCCAGUAGAUCGUCAGUUCGGAGUGACUGAAGAAUGUGAAGCAUAAUGGCCAACUUUGAAGCCUACCAGGAGUAUCAGAGAAUAGAGGACUUUGAGGAAGACUCACCACCAGGAGAGGAAGAUUUACUGGUGCAUGUGCCUGAAAGCCUAAAAGACUCAUGGCAUCAUAUCAAGAACUUGGAUAACUUCUUUACAAGGAUCUAUCAUUUUCAUCAGAAGAAUGGCUUUGCCUGUAUGAUGCUGUCAGAGUUCUUCGAACUUGUUCAGUUUUUGUUUGUCGUCACAUUUACUACGUUUCUUGUCAACUGUGUGGAGUACGAUGUCCUGUUUGCCAAUCGAGCAGUCAACCACACCGGGCAAGGCCAGAAUCCUUUGGACAGAAACAAAGUUACUCUGCCAGAUGCCAUCCUACCAAGCCAGCAGUGCACUCAGAGGAUUCAGGAGAACAGCUGGAACAUAUUUCUUCUCAUCAUGGCAGCCAUCUUCUGGAUGUAUCGUCUUAUUAAAGUCUUUUGCAAUGUUUUGAGCUACUGGGAGAUCAGACAGUUCUACAUCAAAGCACUGAAGAUCAGAAUGGAUGAACUAUGCAACUUCACAUGGCAGGAGGUCCAGGACCGACUCAUUAGCCUCCAGAGAGAACAGCAAAUGUGCAUUCAUAAGAAGGAGCUGACAGAGCUUGACAUCUAUCAUCGCAUCCUGCGGUUCAAGAAUUACAUGGUGGCCAUGAUAAACAAAUCCCUGUUACCAGUGCAGUUGCAGCUCCCACUGCUGGGCAAUGUGGUCUUCUUAACUCAGGGCCUCAAGUACAACUUUGAGCUCAUCCUUUUCUGGGGCCCUGGCUCUUUGUUUCAAAAUAAAUGGAACCUUCACCCCAAGUACAAGCGCAGUGGAAACCGCCUGGAGCUCGCUCAGCAGCUCAGUAGAGUCAUCCUGCUAAUGGGUUUGGCCAAUUUGCUGCUGUGUCCUUUCAUCCUCGUGUGGCAGGUGCUCUAUGCUUUCUUCAGCUACACAGAAGUGAUCCGCAGGGAACCUGGAAGUCUGGGCGCACGCCGCUGGUCCCUUUAUGGUCGUUUAUACCUGCGUCAUUUCAAUGAGCUGGACCAUGAGCUGCAUGGACGACUAGGUCGCGGCUACAAACCCACUUCCAAAUACAUGAACUCCUUUACAUCGCCACUGCUGACCGUGCUUGCAAAGAACAUCGCCUUCUUCUCGGGCUCGGUGUUGGCUGUACUCAUUGCGCUGACUGUUUAUGAUGAGGAUGUUCUGACUGUGCAGCACAUUCUGACCGCUAUCACUGUGCUGGGGGUGGUUAUAACUAUUGCCAGGUCUUUCAUCCCAGACGAGCAUAUGGUGUGGUGUCCAGAGCAGCUGCUGCAGUGCGUGCUGGCACACAUUCACUACAUGCCCGACCACUGGAGGGGCAAUGCUAAUAAGAGCGAGACCAGGGAUGAGGUGGCACAGCUGUUCCAGUACAAAGCGGUAUUUAUCCUGGAGGAGCUGCUCAGUCCCAUUGUCACACCCUUCAUUCUCAUCUUCAUCCUGAGAAACAAGUCUCUAGAAAUCAUUGACUUCUUCAGGAACUUUACCGUAGAAGUGGUUGGAGUUGGGGACAUCUGUUCUUUUGCACAGAUGGACAUCAGACGCCAUGGAAACCCUACAUGGAUGUCAGAGGGACAGACAGAGGCGUCUAUAUACCAGCAGGCUGAGAAUGGGAAGACGGAGUUGUCUCUCAUGCAUUUCACUAUAAAGAACCCCCACUGGCAGCCACCUCAGGAGAGCUCAGUUUUUAUCAGCCAUUUGAAGGAGAAGGUGCAGCAUGAUGCUCAGGCUGGUCCCUCCACACAGCUGCUGCUCUCAGAGGCUCCUCUCUGCACUUCGCUGCAGUCCAACGAGUCUGGCACAGGGCCUGAAAAUCUUUUAGCUAGUGUCCUGGCCCACCCCAUCCUAACUUCAUCUGGACUACAGGGGCGAGAACAUCGCUUCAUCCCACCAAGCACGGCUGCCUCUGCCGCAGCCAGCGUCCUGGCCUCUUUAUCGUCCUCCCAGGUUGCACAUACCAGUCGAGGCCGCUCACAUGGCCUCCUUCCCUCUUCCAUCCAUCCUGAAUCCACCAUGUACCACAGCGAUCGCACUGUUAUCGACAGCAUGUCUAACAGUGAUUCUCGCCUCCGGAAAAAUGCGCUGCAGUCAGAGUUUGCUUCAGCAGAGAUGAGUCUCCAUGCCAUCUACAUGCAUGAGCUCCACCAGCAGAGCUCCCACCCACAGAGGACAUCAGGGCAAUGGCAGAACCCUGUGCCAAUGAGGGAUCUGCAUACAGGUUUGCAGGCUCAUAGCGGCCAUGGUUCCAGCAUUUCCAUGCCCACUCCUGUCCACCUUGGGGGGUGGAAAGAGGAAGAAGAGGAGGAUGUGGAUGAUCAGGAGAUUAACAGUGGAUCUACUCCAACACAGGCCACUGGGAAUAGAUGCUGAAGUGCCUUUAUAAUAAGUGUUUACAUUUUCCUUUCUUCAGCGAACAUUGUGGCCUUAGAUGAUCAUCGUGGAAAGUUUAAGAUGGACCUUUAAAGCAACAUUCAGCGUUUGUUGUAGGAGUUGCUCAUUGAUGAAUAACCACUGUCUCUGCACCUCCACGCCUCAUCCUGUCAUAUCAGGCAGACUAUGGCAUCAGGGAAACCAUAAGUCUUCCGUCCAUUUUUCUCACAGUUUUGUGUCUAACUUGUACAAGCUGCGUAUAAAACGCAAAUGACAAACAUUGUAGCGUGUUCAUAAGAUCGCUGUGUGAUGGGGGGGUGUGGGCAGUUUUAUUGUAUAAUAUAAAAAGCUCACCACAGCUGCUGCUGUGCGUCUGUGUGCAUCACCAGGUUCUUUAGUAUGUUUUCCACUGAAUGCUGUCUUGAUCUGUGCUACAACACAAACACUGCACAUUGUGUCUGAGCUGCCUGAACAGAUUGGAUCGCCUGGAAAAAAAAAAAACAAGAACAAAAAAAACAAUAUUUCAACAUGUGCUGUUUGACCCUUGUGAUAUGUAAAUAUACUUCUUGCAUCUUAUUGUCCUUUCAAAGGUCAGUUUUUCACUACCAGAUCUAAUCCUUGAAAAAAAUACCAAGUAUUGAUACGAUGAAAAGCUGAGUGUACAGUAGCCGUACUACUACAACACCAUGUGUAUGUGGACAAAGCCCUAUUAGGUGUUGAUAAUAGGAUGUUAAGAUGUCUUUUGACCAGGCAUACACAUGCUCUGAUGCUGCUAUCUUUGUGUAGUGCUCCAAAAUAUAGAUUUUGUUCAGUGUUACCAUUUCUACAGCUGAUUUAUCAGACAUUUGUUUUUAUUAACAAGCAGGACUAAUAUAAGCACCAUGUACUAUUAGAAUCAAAAUCCCAGUGCAGACAGUAGAUACCAGUAAGUCUAUUUAAUAGGGAAGGCAAAUUCAGUUUUAUGCCUUAACACCAUUUAAAAAAAAAAAAAAAAAAACAUUUAUUUAAACAUC
This is a messenger RNA of Melanotaenia boesemani (Boeseman's rainbowfish), 4071 nucleotides long. It is a transcript of the gene atg9b, whose product is annotated as autophagy related 9B. The transcript is spliced from 14 exons. Gene Ontology annotation, cellular component: autophagosome; phagophore assembly site. The record is from RefSeq and is a predicted model, not a curated record. Lineage: Eukaryota; Metazoa; Chordata; Actinopteri; Atheriniformes; Melanotaeniidae. Gene Ontology annotation, biological process: protein localization to phagophore assembly site; autophagy of mitochondrion. Bases 635 to 3058 code for a protein of 807 amino acids.